GGGAUCCGGUGUGGUCUAGUAGGUGGGCCCGUCAAAGCAGCACUCAGCGGCCGAAAAUGGCGCCCAGCUCGAAAUCUGAAAAAGAUGAAAACAAACAGAAAACACAGAAGAAACAUAAAGAGCACAUCGUCAAGCUGCUAAACCGUGGAAAGUUGUCAGGUCAGCUGUCGCAGCGGUUGUUCCGUAAGCUUCCUCCUCGAGUGUGUGUGCCGCUCAAAACCAUUGUCAGCGAGGAGUUCCUGAGAGCAGGGCACAUUUUCCUUGGUUUCACGAAGUGCGGCCGCUAUGUGCUCUCCUACACCAGCGACUGCGGCGAAGACGACGACUUCUCCUUCUACAUCUACCACCUGUACUGGUGGGAGUUCAACCUGCACAGCCGCCUCAAACAGGUGCACCACGUGCGCUUGUUUGCUGGCGAGGACAUCUACAGCGACCUCUACCUGACCGUGUGCGAGUGGCCAAACGACCACUCCAAAAUCGUCAUCUUCGGCUUCAACACCCGGAGUUCCAGUUCAGUGCUGAUGAACCUGAUGAUGAGUGAUGAGAAUAAUCGGGACAUCUACAUCACCAUCGCCUCCAUGCCCCCCUCCAGACCCUGCGCCCAGUGCUGCCCCCCGCCCUGCUCCUCCAUACGCACCGGGGGCAGCGAGUGCCUGGAGCACGGCUUCGUGCUGAACUCGCGCUACCAGGUGGUCUACCCCUUCCCCACCUUCCAGCCUGCCUUCCAGCUGAAGAAGGACCAGGUGAUCCUGCUCAACACCAGCUACUCCCUGGUGGCCUGUGCCGUGUCCCUGUGCCCAGACGGGGCGCAGGAUGAUUCGGGUCAGAUUCUGUACAGGAAGCGGGCCUCCCGGUCCGGACCCCCCGCCCCAGGACCCUCCACCCCCGCUCAGGGGUCCCCCAACCCCGCCCCCGACUCCGCCCAGGCCUGCCCCGCCCCGGCCUCUCCCAGCCAAUCGCAGGCGGCCGCCAGGGCCCGCGAGUUUGCGGCCGACCUCUUCCGACGGGCGCAGGGGCGCGGGGCGGGGCCCGAGAGGGGGGCGGCGGGCGAUCAGGGCGGGGCGGAGACGAAAGAGAGGGAUGUGGAGAGGACGGGGUGUCGGGGCGGGGGGGAGAGCCCCGGGCCGUCCCGCAGGUCCGCAGAGCCGCAGGCUCCCGAAAACGCCGCCAUGAUGUCACCGCCCUCCGCUUCCUCCUCCUGCCUGUCCCCCCGCUCGCCCCAGGAGCCCGUCCCCACGGAGACCGUUUCCACGGAGCCGGGAUACGUGAACUACACGCGGCUGAAGUACUGCCUGCCGCAGCCUGGAGCUCUGGAGCAGGACACCGAGUAUGAGGAUGACAAAGUUCAGCUGCCCUUCACUGUGACCGACCUGAAGGGCCGCAGCCUGCAACUGCUCUCCGCACAGAGCCACGGACAGUGUCUGUGUGUGGAGCAGCUGACUCUGGACUUUGAGUAUGUGAUUAACGAGGUCAUCCGAAACGACGCCUCCUGGGCGCCCCAGUUCUGCUCCUUCAGCGACUACGACGUGGUCAUCCUGGAGGUGUGUCCGGAGACGAACACGGUGGUGAUCAACAUCGGACUCCUGCUGCUGGCCUUCUCCAACGCUGAGGAGGAGCACUGCAGGCCCAACACGUACCACUCCAGUGUGCAGGUGAGCUGGGACCUCAGCACAGGUGUGUGCCGAACCGUGGGCAUCGGGGACCUCACGGAACUCAAGGGUCAGACCAGUGGCAGUGUGUGGAGUUCGUACAGGAAGUCGUGCGUGAACACGGUGAUGAAGUGGCUGGUUCCUGAGAGCAGCUACAUCAACCGCAUGACCAACGAGGCGCUGCACAAAGGGUCCUCCCUGCAGGUGCUGGCAGACAGUGACCGGGGCACCUGGAUUGUGCUGUAAGACUGAGAGUCCUCCACAGAGACCCACGCACGUUUGCACACACACGUACACACAGGUGUGUACAUAUAUACACGCAUACACACACAGUCAUGGACACACACAGACAAAAAGAGACACACACACACACACACAUACGUACACACACACACACAAACGUCUAUUUGUCCUUGUGAGUGAGCCCAGCCUUGGUUCUGGAGCACCGCUGGACUUCCUGUUGUUAACCAUCCCCGAAUACGGACCCUUAAUUAAGCUGGACGCUAAGCUGUUCCCAGACGGCCACACUGAGUCCCAGAGCUCCCGUUCUCUGCCCUGUUUAAUCUCAGAGCAUCACGUUCAUUCGCUUCUUCCUCAGUCGAGAGCUCAGUGGGUUUGUGACGCACACACACACACACACACACACACAC
This is a messenger RNA of Conger conger (European conger), 2299 nucleotides long. It is a transcript of the gene dcaf15, whose product is annotated as DDB1 and CUL4 associated factor 15. Gene Ontology annotation, cellular component: Cul4-RING E3 ubiquitin ligase complex. Gene Ontology annotation, biological process: protein ubiquitination. Lineage: Eukaryota; Metazoa; Chordata; Actinopteri; Anguilliformes; Congridae. Bases 57 to 1895 code for a protein of 612 amino acids. The transcript is spliced from 14 exons. The record is from RefSeq and is a predicted model, not a curated record.